CACCGCACCGGAAGUGGUGGGGAGCCGAAGGCCCGGGGGUGGGUGGGGAAUGGUGGCGGUGCUGCUGCUUAUCGUGGCGGCGGGGCCGGGCUCGGGAUGAGCUGGAAGGCGCGGUGGGGCCCUACCCCAGAGCGGUCGCCCCCGGGCGAUGGCGACCAAUCGCCGCCCCCUUCGAGCUCACCACCCCGGGCGGUGUCACCCAAGUCGCCCCCGGCCUCUUUUACUUCCACCGCCCCGGUCUCGGCUCCAGGCGGGGGGCUGUUCUCUUGGGUGCGGGAACGGGGCCUGGGCCAUGGGGGCCGCUGCGUGGAGCCGGCGAGGGACACUUUCCGGGCCAUGACGAGGCUCUAUGGUGCCAUUCAGCCCGCCGAUUCGGUGUCCCCCAUCACCCGCACCCACGGCGCUGUUUUCAACCUGGAGUACUCCCCUGGCGGGUCAGUGCUAACUGUUGCUUGUGAACAGACAGAAGUCCUGCUAUUCGAUCCUAUCUCUUCAAAGCACAUCAAAACCCUUUCCACUGCUCAUGAGGACUGUGUAAAUAACAUCAGGUUUCUUGAUAACAGAUUGUUUGCAACUUGUUCCGAUGAUACUACCGUAGCACUGUGGGAUCUGAGGAAGCUAGAUUCAAAAGUGUGCACUUUACAUGGUCACACCAGUUGGGUGAAGAAUAUUGAAUAUGAUACUAACACAAGAUUGCUAGUAACAUCAGGAUUUGAUGGAAAUGUCAUCAUUUGGGAUACCAACAGGUGCACAGAAGAUGGUUGUCCUCACAAGAAGUUCUUUCACACCCGCUUUCUCAUGCGCAUGAGACUGACUCCAGACUGCUCCAAAAUGCUGAUCUCCACUUCUUCUGGGUAUCUUCUGAUCUUGCAUGAUCUCGACUUGACCAAAUCUUUAGAAGUUGUCAGUUACCCCAUUCUGAGAGCCAGGAGAACCACAUCAAAUUCUGAUCUGGCAUCUGUCACUUCACCUGGUCCUAGAAGUGCUGAGUUGCCAGGACACCAAGGAGAUUCAGGCCCACGUACUGAGAAACAUACAGUACGAGUAACCCAGCGAGAAGGUGGAUCUCCACGUAAUAGUCUUGAGGUUUUAACUCCAGAGGUUCCUGGUGAGAGGGAUCGGGGAAACUGCAUUACAUCACUGCAGCUCCAUCCCAAGGGAUGGGCGACACUUCUUCGAUGUUCAAGUAACACUGAUGAUCAGGAGUGGACCUGUGUAUAUGAAUUCCAAGAAGGAGCACCAGUGCGGCCAGUUUCCCCUCGCUGUUCCCUCAGAUUGACUCAUUGCAUCGAAGAAGCCAAUGUAGGCCAGGGCUAUAUUAAAGAACUCUGUUUCAGCCCAGAUGGUCGAAUGAUCUCCUCCCCACAUGGCUAUGGAAUCCGUUUGUUGGGGUUUGACACCCAGUGCAGCGAACUGAUUGACUGCUUGCCCAAAGAAACCGCCCCCUUGCAGGAGAUCCGUUCACUCUACUCGCAUGGCGAUGUGGUUCUGACUACCAAGUUCUCUCCAACGCACUGUCAGAUUGCCUCUGGGUGCCUUAGUGGUCGUGUUUCUUUAUAUCAGCCAAAGUUCUAGGCUCCCCUUGCCUUCAAAGGAACAUCUCUGUGUUUUUUUAAUUACUUCAGUUUAGUUGGAGUGUUUGCUUUUUUAAACAAGUCUUGUAAAUUUGGACAAGUACAGAGUUAAUAUUGGACUUAAAACUGAUCCCAGGUCCAGUCCUUUAUGUGUGCUGUGACUGAAUUUGCACAUUAGACUUUUGUGUACAUUAUAUCUCUCCGCUCCUGAUAAUUCCAUCCGUAUUUAGAGGUAGCUUGGUAGCACUUGUAAACCUUGUUUUUUUCUGUGUGUCUCUUCGUGCAAGAUGUUGGAUGGGCUUGAAGGAGGGAAAACAACCAGCUAAAACCUGUCUGCUGCUUUGUAUCAAAGGAGUGGAGAUCAGCUCACGUGGAUUCUUUGAUUUCUGGAUUUUGCUGUGUAUUUUCUCCUAAGUAAUAGAGCACUUUCUUGCACAUUAUAGCCAGCAUUUACAUUAUUUUUUCGUGAACAACUAAAUAGACUGUUAUUGUUACUUUUUUGUAUUUUUCUGCUGUGAUUCAGUUUGUAGGCUGGUACUCUUUAAGAAUUGUGCAGUGUUAAUUAUCGCUCUGUGCUCCCACACACAAACCUCUCUCAUCUCGGCCCCUCCUUGACUUGCUGGAGAAAGUUUAUUGGGAACUGAAUAACUUAACAUUUUUUCUUUCACAAAUCUCUCUUAAAGGAGCAUCUUCUAUUAAGUUAUUGGACAUAGAUUGGAGAAUGGAGUAUGUGCCCAACCAUAUAUAUUUCAGUCCAGCAGGAAAUUCUAUGCCACAAACCUCAGUGAAGUGAACAGGAGCUUGUAAGCAAACAAACUGUGGUGGACCUUUAACCUUCUGUUCAUUUAAAAGAGGCUGGUGCUGGGGAACAUCCUGAGGCUUUGGGUCCUUUCUUGUGAUGGGUUUCAUCACAACAAAGGACUUUGAAAUUGAAUAAAAUCUUUUUUUUAAAAAUGCCAGUUUUUAAAUGAAUGCUGCUCAGUGCUGUACUUAUGUUUGCAACCUGAUUAAGGCUAGUUGGCUUUUGAUGUGCCUUGCAAGCCCCCACAGGUAAGCUAUAGCAUGUGAAAAAAAAAAUCCUUAGUGCGCACACCUUACACCAUAUGUUGCAAGGUUAUAGAUGAUUUUAUAUAUAUGUUUAUAUGCAUAUGUGUAUAUAUAUAUAUAUAAAAUUAUCACCAGCUGUAUAUGAAAAUCAAAAGAUUUUGCAAAACUAAAUAUUUUCUUCUGUUCCAAGAGUAACACAUUUUACUAGCAUAUUCACAUGUGAGAACAUGUCAUAUUAACUUGGCAGUGAUACCUCUGAAGAUGUGUUUAAAAAAAAAAAAAAAUCAAAAGUCCUGUUGUUGCCCAGUAGUGGCAUAAGCAGAAUUGCUUAUACUAGAAGAUUGUUGAAUUUCCAUUGAACAUGAGAUACCUAAAACAUAAAUUAAUUGUGUGUCAGUUUCUGCAGUCAUGCAAGUAAGAUGACAGAUCACUGGCUCUCUGGAAUUUACAUGCAAAGUGUUCAGUUAAUUGAGAGCCUUUCGGAGAGCCUUUCCUUUUUGCCAGACUCUCAUUCCUAUCUGCUUAAACCAUCUAAAACUCAUCUGCAUGACAUUUUUCUAGCUGGAAAUUAACAUGAUUGCAUGCCUGAAAUGAUCAUGAAAGUGAUUUUUCCAGUAGGAGGACAAGUUUCAUUUAGCAAUUAGCUGCUCUGCUAGUUGUUCUGCCAAAUACAGAGUAUAUUUAUAAAGCAGCUCAGAAAAAUAUCAUAUUUGGGAUAAUAGAUGUCUAUAAAUGCUGUUCUGAAAAAAAAAUGUGAUGACUGAUUCUCAGAAUUGUUAGUGUAGCCACUUUAAUAAGAAACUUGUGGCAUGUGGGACUAUAAUGUAGCUGUUGAUCACCAUAUGCUCUCUAGAUGAUUUAAUAGAUUAACAUCAAUACGAACAAGCCCAGAGCUAUGCUGUCUGGAAUAUAUCUUAAAUUAGACAUAGGAUGCCUACACUUCUUGUCCUUCUGGUGAUUCAGUCUUUGUUUAAUAUCGUUCAUCGUCAGAGUUGAGUUUCUAGCCAUCUACUUUAAUGGCUAAAAUGGUUUUCUUAAUCCAAAGCCUGCUUAGCCACUUGGUGUAUUUAAACGGUGCUCUUGUGUACGUGAGAAAAGGUAAACAAAUAUAUUGUAGAUAUGAGAUGAAUACAAUUUUCAUUUAAAAUUAAGGACAAAUUACUUUUUGCUGGAUGAUCUGAAUUAGCUAGAUAUGUCCAUAUAAUCAGUUCUUGAAUUUUAAGAUGAAAUCAGAUCUAAAAUCAGUUUGUAGAUCAAAGCUCCAUGGUUUGAGUCCAAUCUUACUUUCUUAUUUUUAGUGUAUUUUUUCCUUAAAAUUUUUAGAAUAUGUGCAUUUCUGCUUAAAUUUUAUAUUUACCCCAAAGGCAUUAAAAAAAAACAAGAGCUGAGCCAGAAAACCAAAAAAAUAGAAAAUGCUGGUUGUCAACUACUCUGCCUCUAAUUGGGCUGCAGAGAGGAGUACUGUAGUCCAUGGCUUAUAGAUAAUUACUUUGUAAAUAAAAAAAAAUGUGGCUAGAUCAGUUAUUGGAAUAGGAAAUGGAGAGCAGGUCCUUGAAACCUUGUUAAGAUUUUAAAUGAAUGGCAAGCAAAUAGGUAGACAGCAGCAUCAUAGAUACCUACUUUGGUCCAAUUAAACAUUGAAUGUUAGGACACAUUCUCUCCCUUCCCCCCGCCCCCGCCCUUUAGAGUAAGCAAUUAAACAUUAAUCUUCCUACAGCAUCUAAACUCUACAUGAUUCCUGUAUUCCUGCUUUUUUCUUUUGGAAGUUAGGCGGGAAUAGAGGGAGAAAUGUCUGUGUGCUUUUUGUAUAUGUACUUGACUCCCUGUCUUUUCUUUUUCCAUUAGAGAUCUUCCUGUACAGUUGCUUCGUUUUAACAUGAGAGUGUACAAUUUUGGAUUUCCAGUCAGUAGUAACCUUCCAAGACUACACUUUGUGAGAACUGGCAUGUUAUCCAGGCUCUGAAAACAUUAUUCUUAAAUUUUGUAACUAGUUAUUAUAUUUACAGAGUAAAAAGAGUUACUGUGCUUGGUUCAGCUUUUGAAUUAUAUCUGUCAGAAAUAAACCUAAGGCCUAUUGAACUUACAGAAUAAGGAGAUUCUUGAUAUGCCAGAGUUUUUUAAAGGAGCAGGGUGACGCAAAGAAGAUUCAUGGUGGUUAAACUGCAUGUAAAGUACAAGCCAGUGAUUAUGAAUCAGAGUUUUGUGCAUGUAUGGGUUAAUUCUGCACUAAGAAAAAUAUAUAUACAUAAAAUGAAAAACUCCCUUAGUCCAGUUGCCAGAAUUUGAAUUCUGCUUAUCUUUCAUGUGGGAUAAGGUUGCAUAAAAGUGACUCCAGAGAUUAAAAAUAAGUAUUUGGGGGAUAAAAGUGUAGCUCCUGUGUUUUAGCAUGUCCCUGUGAAACUGUGACUCACCCAUGAGAAAAGGUUCUUUGACAAAUCAGGAAAGCUUGAAAAAGUGAACUUCUGUAUGUGCAUAUUGCACGUGCACAAGCAUAGUGCAACCUUUAAGGGCAUAAGUUUCAGGUUGCACUGUUGAAUUCUUAGUUUUUAAAAAAAUCAAGUUAUUUGAUGAAUAAAAUUACUUCCUUUGAUGUCCUUGAGAAUUGCUGUGAUUUAGAGCAGUCGAUAGCAUACAUCUAAGACAGAUGAAUCUGAACUGAUCCAGGUUUAUAUUGUCUUGAUUUAUCAGCUUACAUUUACCUUUAAAGCUCUUUUUCAAGUACAAGAUUCAUAGGAUAAGAACAGGGUUUCUUUUGAGGUUUUGUUCAAAAAGAGCAAUGGUUUUCUGAAAUGGAGAGUGCCUUUUUGCUAAUGUCAAUCUUAGUACAGUUCCACUGACUUUAAAUUACACUAAAAUAUUUUUUAAAUUGCUGGUAAAUGUCAUCUCAAAAUUCAAUUAGUUGGCUAUGUAUUUGUGGAUAUGAAUAUACUUCAGAAAAGAUCAGAUGCUGUAUUUGGAAUGAAAUCAUGGCUGCCUAGAUGAUACUAACUUAAAGUACAAUCAUGGUAAUAAAAGUCUUCACUAUUACUACUGGUAGCAAGAGUUGCUUAGCAAGUGGGGAACUAUAUAAUGGAAUGAAUGAAUGAAUCAUCAGUAUGAAUGAAUCAAUAUGUUAUGGUAUAAAAAAUUAUGUUUCAAGUUUUAUGUAAUUUUCUUCCAGAUAAUAUAUCAGUGAGCUGAAUUCUUAAAAGUAUUUUUGUUUCAUCAGUUUAUUUUGAUAAUGCAAAUGCUUCUGGCAUGGUAUUUUUUUACCUAUUUAUUAAUUAAACUUCUCAGAUAUUUUACAGUAUAACUACAAACUCUUGUCACACACCAAAAAUUGACUGAGUAGUAAGCUUCUGCAACAUGUGGGAAAGUAUGCAUAGGGAACAAAUAUAGGCAUGUAGCCUGAGAGAUUAAAUCUCUGGUAUCUCCCUGUGGUAAAUUAGGUGGCCAAUAAAGAAAUAGAAAGAAAAGAAGAGAGAGAGAGAGAGAAAGAAAGGAAAGAAAAAAAGAAAGACAGACAGACAUAGUCUGGCAUCAGAUGUGAAUGGCUUCUGCCUUAAUGAGGGAGAUCGCAUGAAUUAGAUGUAAAAAACAACAACAACCCACCUUGAACUGGAUAGCUAAUGAAUUGGAUACAAGACUUUUUCAUUCAUUCCUAUGGCUUGAGCUAAGGAAGCUAAGUACCAAAACACUAAUUCCAGUCACUGAAAAGCAGCCUCCAACUCUAAUACCAUUUUCAAGCAUUUUUUUGCAACCAUAAGAACUAGAACAUUUUCUUUCUUUCUUUUUUUUUUAAAAAAGCAAGAUGUUGGGAUUUCCAGGAAGCAUUUUGCACUUUCUCCAGUCCCUAUAGAAUUUUAACAUGCAGCCCUGAAGAUGAUUUGGUGUUUGGAUUACCCUAAUCUAACUCUUCCUAAAGCUUUAAAAAUCUUCAGUAGAAAUGAAGAGAGUAAUUGAACGUGGCUUGUAUUUUUUAGUAGAGCUGAAUUUAUUGUAUUGCAAUCAUCAGUGUAAAUUAUAUAUUGCAUUACAUUUUUAAAAACAUCCUACCUCAUAUCAUGCUUUUCUUUAAAAACAAAAAAAGGUAUGCUCAUUUUUAAAAUCAGCAUACAGUAAUUUAUUUUCAAAAUGCAGAAAGCCAGCAAUGCAAAGAGAUUAUCUUUAUCUUAGGCAACUGAGAAGGGCCCCUUGAAGCAAAGCAAGGCUGUUCAAUAUUCUGCAUUUAGUACUAGAAUGCUGCUGGUUUUCCCCAAUUCUGAGUCCUCCAGAUGUGUUGGAUUACAAUCCCCAUAAUCCACAGUCUGUUGGAGCUUUGUCUAUUUUUUUACAUCACUGCUUUAAUUACUGUUAGACAUAUUGAUUUAGUGCUUCAAAACCUUAAUAACAUUAUAUACUAUGCUGAACUUACUCUUAGUUUCAGAAACAUUCAGUGAUUCACUGAUCUCUCUGUCUCGUAGUUAUCUGUAAAAACAUUUAGUGAUGUUAAAUUAGAUAGUGUGGCCACAUGGCUUUUUAAAAUGAAACAACAUUUUUGAGUAGGAAUGUUUCGAGCUUAGUUAUUAUUUUGACUUAAUGGAAAUUAACAUUUGACUUUGUAAAAUCCUAGGAACAAUCUCUGUUCCUUAAUAAGGGAAAAGUUGCCUGAUUAUAAAAAUGCAGCAUUGAACAUUAACAUUCUUAUGCAUGUCUUUUCAAAGAUAUUCAGCUAUUAUAACUGAUCCAUACCAUUUUUCCUCUUUACAUUUAUCAUUUAUUUUUAUACACAUCUUCUACAUCUGUUUAUGAUUCUGAUCAGAAUAUGUACUAUGCCCAUAUAUGCUUUAAAUGAAUAGCUUAAACAUAUUUUUUGUCCCAUUGUAUAUUAAACUGUAGAAAGCCUGACAUAUCAGCCAAAGCAGAUACAUUGUAUUUAUUGAGUUUGAUACAUUGAUACAAAAACCUUAUAAGAGUUUAUCAAAACACUACUGAUACGUACAAUUGUAAUUGUUGCUGAAUGUACACUGAGUGCAGUAAUAUAUACAUCAGAUUUGAGAAUGGAUAAAUCUGAGUACUGUAUUUAUAGGGGUAAAAAAGUUUUCUACCACAUAGGUUAUGAAAAAGCUGGUCAUGUUUCAGUGACAUUGAAAGCAGACUAGAAUUUGUUGCACUGAUUUCAAAAGGAUAUAGAGCACACAUUAAAAUUGCCACUUAUUCCAAGUUCAAAAUUCGCAUUGAAAACCAUCAGCUGUGGUUGGCAACAUCACCUGAAAGACAGCUGGCCCAACAAGAUUGAUCUUCUGGUAUAAUGUACAACGGUAAAAAAUGUCAGAUGUUUGGGGAUCAAAAUGUUGAAGCUCUAUAAUGCCUCUAAGGAACAAGAGUACACAUGUUCUUGAACAUGCUCCAGAGUUAAUUUCUUAGCAUGCAAAUUCAUGUGGAAAGUAUUCCUUGAGCAUGAAAUCAAGUGCUUCGACGUUGUAUACCAGCUAUAGAUGAUCAGAAUUGGAAGCUGUUACAUGUUUUGCAUGUUUUUCUCUCAAAUAUUUUUAUAGGAUGUCUCUGAACACCUGAAUACUUCCUUUUCCUCUUUUUUGUAAUGAAUGUCAGGGAUCCAAUCGGUUUUAGCUCUAAAGCAAGGGGAAGGCUGAAAUUCUAAAUAAACAUGGAAUAAACUUGGAUGCUACUGAACUUAUUUCAUGGACAGGAUUUCAUUGCAAAAGUUAGCAGAAAGAGAUUUGAUGAGUUUUAUAAAAAGAAUAUGAUUUAGCAUUUUAAAGUCAGCUUUGGGGAGUAUGAAUCUCAAAAUAUCAAAUCACAUUUCUACUUAUAUGGAAAAUAGUUGCAUAAAAAUCUAGUAGUUUCCAGCUUCAAUCUAAAAAGGGACUGGGUAUGGCUUCCACAUAUGCAUGAAUUCUAUAUAGUGGUUUUUGGAAUUCCAUAUGUCCAUGUAUCGGACAGAGCUGACCAACUGAUACUAGUUUGGAAAGGAGAACUUUCCUCCCUUUUAAAGAUCAUUCUGGAAAAUUGUUGAGUGAAAUUUAGAGACUACUACAAUGGAGAAUUAUUUCCCAAAUGUCAAAAUAUGGAUAGAGUUGAAAUGUACAUUAAUCUAAAGCCAGUUCUUUAAAUAAUUUCCAUCCCAUUUGUUAAUAGCUUUGUUGUGUCAGCUUAUUUGUAAACAUAUUUCCAUCUCAUGCAAAAAUAUUUUUUUUAAAUAUGGAAGUACAAAUUUGUGCAUGUAGAGUACUUUGAAAUUAUUUCAUAAUAAAAGGUGUACAUUUUAAAUACAUCUACAAGAACUGUCUAGGAAAUGUAUGUACUCUUACACGGGUGAUGUAAAUGUUUGAACAAUUUCUCUUGCUUGCUUAAUAAACACUUCACAUUCAUACUC
Ahaetulla prasina is the source of this 8976-nucleotide messenger RNA. RefSeq names its product DDB1 and CUL4 associated factor 10 (gene DCAF10). NCBI's taxonomy places the organism in Eukaryota, Metazoa, Chordata, Lepidosauria, Squamata, Colubridae. Gene Ontology annotation, cellular component: Cul4-RING E3 ubiquitin ligase complex. Bases 97 to 1575 code for a protein of 492 amino acids. Gene Ontology annotation, molecular function: protein binding. The transcript has 7 exons. The record is from RefSeq and is a predicted model, not a curated record.